This is a messenger RNA of Staurois parvus, 213 nucleotides long. The record is from the annotation of a GenBank genome assembly. NCBI's taxonomy places the organism in Eukaryota, Metazoa, Chordata, Amphibia, Anura, Ranidae.
CUAACAGUGCCAGUCAGUGUCACCUAUCAGUGCCGCCUAUCAGUGCCAUCAGUGCCUCCUCAUCAGUGCCCAUCAGUGUCACCUAUCAGUGUCCAUCAGUGCAGCCUAUCAGUACCCAUCGCUGUAGCCUCAUUAGUGCACAUCAGUGAAGGAGAAAAAUCACUUAUUUACAAAAUUUUAUAACAAAAACUAAGAAAAAAUUUUUUUUUUUUU